UGUUGAGUAAUAAAUACACUAAAAAUUAAUAAUUUACACCUGAAUGAUAAUUCAAAUUAAUCAGUGGUAAUCGAAAAAAUCUGCUAAUACUCUUUGAAGCAAGCAAUAGUACAUAAAUAGCCAUAAAUUUUAACCGAAUUUCGAGCAAAUACAGACUUUCCUUAUACAAAAGCGAAUGUGAUAAGCGCACUUAGCUAAUCUGCGACUACGAUAAGCAUUCACGUGAACACUUAAUAAGUACUUUAACGCAAAAAAAAUGUAUAAAUUCGCAGUGAACGCGCAAACUGUGCGCGACUAAGUGGCAUAACCGCCUAGCGAUCGAUAAUUAACGAGUUCUGUGAAGGACGUUUAGCAAAGGAUAUCUGAAUUGCUUGCCGCCAACAACUGUAUUAGUGUCUCCACGCCAUGUUCUCGCUCACCAAGCUCUUCACGCUUUGUAUUGUGCUGAGUAUUUUCGCUGGUUUGCCACGCGCCGCACAGUGCGACUCCUCCUACUAUGAGAAGUACUAUACGGCUCGUCGUUUCAUACCACUCAAGCGCAACUCGUUGAUCCCCUACAACUUCACAGUUUCGCUGAGCGAUCAGCCGAUUGCUAGCUAUGAACAAGUCGCUAUGGUUGGCGAUGCCAAACAGUUGGGCGGAUGGCGCGCAGAUAAGGCUAUCUUGCUCAAUCGUACACAGGAUCACAAAGUGUGGACGGCCAGCGUAGCGUUACCCGUAAAUACAACGGUAAAUUAUCGUUACUUUAUCGCUGCCGUUGACAAUGAGACUGGUGUCGUGCACGUACGCCGCUGGGAAUCGCACAUCAAGGCGCGCAGCUUUGCCGUGGGCACCGUGUCAGGCAAUCACACUGAUGCUUGUGGCUGGAUUGAUCCGAAACAACGCGAACUGCAGCGCGGUUGGCUGAAUGCGGGCAAUAUUGUGCAAUUCAAGCUCUUUCGCAACCCCUUGAAUGUGAAUGAGACACGCUUGGGAAAUGAAGAGCUGCGCUUGAAGCUGCAGCCGGUGGAGCCGCGUCGCCUGUCUGCCAUUCUGCCUUCGGCUAAGGCCAACAUGGAAUAUGUGCGCAUGGUUUACGGUGAUAGUUACCUCCGCGCACAGCCAGAGUUUGGUGUGCCCUACAAGCCGAACGACAUACUCAUAUUCCACUCGACGGUGUCACGACUGGACCAAGUAGCUUACCUACUGAAGUUGUAUGCAACGCAGAACGGCAAUGAGCUGGUGCGGCUGGUGGGUUAUCAAUACAUUUAUCCGGAAUAUUUGCAGGGCACCGAAGGCAGCUUCACCAUAAAUCUUUUGUCGCCCGUUUGGCUGAAUGCUAUUGGCAGUUUAGAAGUACAGUAUUUGGUAAUAAAACCACUGCCGAAUUCCACAAUUGACUUCCACACAUCGUUCGUGGAUUAUUGGCGCAGCAAUUGGACGGCGCUAGAUGUGGGACAUCGUGGUCUGGGUAAGAGUCUGAAGCAGGCGACUAAUGCUCCACCGAUAAUUGAGAAUACGGUCGCUUCUAUGAAGGCUUCUGCAGAAUUGGGCGCUGAUUUGGUGGAGUUUGAUGUAAUGCUGACAAGCGACUUGGUUCCGGUGAUCUACCAUGACUACUACAUCUAUGUGUGCAUGGAUCCCAAGACACCCACCAGCAUCGAUGACCUCACCAAAGUGCUCAUCAAGGAUGUUACCUAUGAGCAGUUAAAAAAUUUAAAGACCUAUCAGGUAAUUGGCAACAAGAUUAUCGAGUAUCCGGCGCACAAUAAUGUGGAGCAGGAGGAUCAACGACUCUUUCCACUAUUCGAAGACUUCCUCACCAAGGUAAAUAAAUCGGUGGGCUUCGAUAUUGAAAUUAAGUGGCCCCAGUUGACAUCGAUUGGAACACUCGAGAGCGAACAAACGAUUGACAAGAACACCUAUAUCGAUCGCAUAGUAGAUGUGAUGCUACAACAUGGCUGCGGACGUUUGAGUUUCUUCACAAGCUUCGAUGCCGAUAUUUGCACGUUGCUGCGCUUUAAGCAGAACAUGUAUCCGGUUAUGUUCCUUUCAUCAACUACAUUGGGCAGUUUCGCAGAUCCACGUUCGGAUUCGAUCUACGACACUGUGAAUAAUGCGCAAGCUUUCGAUUUGGCAGGCAUUGUGCCAAAUGCGGUGCACAUAAAAAGCAAUCCGAAUUGGAUCCAGGUAGCAACGAAACAGGGGAAAAAAGUAUUCUUGUGGGGUGAUACACUCAAGGAUACCGAAUCGAUUGCUUGGUUCAAAGAACAGGGACCAACCGGGGUGAUAUAUGAUCGAAUGGACUUGUGGCUGCCACCCGGCAAGCAAACUAUUUUCAAGUUGGAAGACGAUUUGCCAGAGUUUUUCCAAUUGCAAUGCUCACCGAACCAGCAGAAAAAGCCAGAGAAUUCAACAAUCGAGAGUAUACUUAGCAAUGUUAAUUUAUUGUAGAUAUUACGUAGUGAAUUACUUAUGUAUUUGAAUUUGUUUUACAGCAAGAAGAACUUGUGUUAAAUGUUCCUUAUUUUUGUUGGUGAAAAAGUUUAUGAAUUCUUUCCUGUGUUUUUAUUCUUGGUUGUUGGAGAAGUGGUGAUAUUUCAAGAGUGGUAAGAAAUUGGCAAAUUUGGAGUAAGAAAAAAAAUCAACGAUGAAUAUUAAAUGGUUGUGAAAAAGC
This is a messenger RNA of Rhagoletis zephyria (snowberry fruit fly), 2656 nucleotides long. RefSeq names its product glycerophosphocholine phosphodiesterase GPCPD1-like. Gene Ontology annotation, biological process: glycerophospholipid catabolic process. The record is from RefSeq and is a predicted model, not a curated record. Lineage: Eukaryota; Metazoa; Arthropoda; Insecta; Diptera; Tephritidae. Gene Ontology annotation, molecular function: starch binding; glycerophosphocholine phosphodiesterase activity.